Molecule: messenger RNA, 534 nt
Organism: Nicotiana tabacum (common tobacco)
Lineage: Eukaryota; Viridiplantae; Streptophyta; Magnoliopsida; Solanales; Solanaceae
Product: agamous-like MADS-box protein AGL29
Biological process (GO): regulation of transcription by RNA polymerase II
Molecular function (GO): protein dimerization activity; DNA-binding transcription factor activity, RNA polymerase II-specific; RNA polymerase II cis-regulatory region sequence-specific DNA binding
Source: RefSeq, a predicted model, not a curated record
AUGGUUAAUAAGAAGACUAAAGGGCGUCAAAAGAUUCAAAUGAAAAAAAUAGAAAAAAAAGAUGACCUCUUUGCCACAUUCUCAAAGCGGCGCGCAGGCUUAUACAAAAAGGCGAGCGAACUUAUUGCAGAAUGCGGUGUUGACAUUGGAAUAGUGGUUUCUUCUCCUACCGGUAAGCCUUUCUCAUUUUUUCACCCUACAGAAGAUGCCAUUAUUGCUCGUUUUCAGAAUCCUGAUAUGCAGUUAAGUCAAACUACUGGCCUAGUUGCGGCUCAUGCUCGAAACAAAGUGAACUAUCUCAAUAGUAGGCUUGAAGAAUUGGAUACAAGAGAAGACGCUGCAACUGCUCAAACACGUUUCUAUGACAAAAUGACAGAAACUAGAGAGAGUGGUUGGUGGGAGUCAAUUGAGCAGCUCAAUGUAGAUGAAGUGACAAAAUUUGAAACAUGGUUAAAGACUGUUGUUUUUAAUAUGAACAAUCGUUUGAAUCAGUUGGAAAUUGGAGCUUCAUCCUCAACACCAAAUUACUUCUAA